GGGGCAGCAAGAGCUGCUCCGGUUGCUCGCGGCGGCUGUUGAGGAAGAUGGAGGCGGUGGCGAGGGAGCAGCGGCUGAUGCUGCUCCGGAGCAGAGUGAUGGUGCUGCAGGCGUUUGUCAGGGGUCACCUCGUCAGGAAGAGGUUUCAAAGCUUAAAAGGGGAGUAUGAGAGCAUUGUAAAGGAGGUUGAAGGGAAUCUGGAUUGUCUGCAGUGGAACAGACAUUCUCUACCAAGACCUGUUUUUAUCCCAAAGUCUGUCCAAAAACUGUUAAAAUUUAAGGAAUUAAAGGACCAAGAGGCGGGCUCCAACAAGACCAUGACACAGGAAAGGUUUUGUCAGGAGGAGUUGCUGUCUGAAGAAGAGUGUCGUGAAAUGCUGCUUCCAAGCCGGCUUCCAGCUGAGCUGGUGGCAGAAGGUGAAGCUGGUGACAUGAGGCAGAAAGUAGAGCAUCUCAUGGACCAUCCCUCUGGGAAUCCCUGCAGCCUGCCAGUACAGAGGGAGGAUCCCAGCAAUGUAUCCUCUGAAUGGAGCAGCACAAUCCUGGACACGGAGUCUGCUAGGCUGAGCCAGGAGCUUCCAUUCCGAAAAGUACAAGAAAUGCCGCAGACUGUAUCUGAUCUCCAGCACUACCGAAAGCACCUGGCCAUGGAGCUGCUGUGGCUACAACAAGCUAUUGUCAGCCGUAAGAAUUACUUGAUCCUGAAACAGAGGUUUGGGAGCUCAGAGGGACUGCCAGCCUGAGGGUAUACGGCCUAUGGGCCUGUGUACACAAAAUUGGAAGCGCACGUUCUUCCCAGCCAGCAGUGGAAAGAAAACCUUGGGCUGCAGGCAAGGGCUUGUUCCUUCAAGUUAGCCACUCUGCAUGGAUCCUGACUGAGCUCAGCUUUGAGGCUUGUGAAAGCAACAGUGAAGACUGAAGAUUUGCCAGUUGCAAAGAUUUGCCUGUUGCAAGUGUGCUUUUGAAACAAGAACAGUGUUCAUUGUGGAAGGCUCAGGUUCUGUUCUGCAGACUCUGCUUGUGAUGGAGUAAAAUCCGAGCUUAAAGACUUUGCAUGCAUGGCUUUAGCAGCCUUUGCAGAGCUAGCUGGUAUCACAGCCUUCCCCAACUGCUGCUCUCUCUAUUUGUCUUGGAUUGCAACUCCCAUAAUUCCCAGCCAGCAUAGCUAUUGGCCAUGAAGAUCCUGUUUUUAAGAAAACUUCUAAUAAUUAAACUAGCAUAACAAUAAUAUUCCAUUGGAUAUCUAAUCAGGAUUGGGCUUGCUAUCUUCAGUCAUUUCAGGGGGGUUUUUCAUUGAUUUUUUUCCUGCAAAUUUAACAAAUUUGGGGGCUGCAAAGCAAAGAUAGAAAUGUCUUAAAUAAAAUAUGAGUACUA
Molecule: messenger RNA, 1374 nt
Organism: Elgaria multicarinata webbii
Lineage: Eukaryota; Metazoa; Chordata; Lepidosauria; Squamata; Anguidae
Gene: IQCC
Product: IQ motif containing C
Exons: 5
Coding region: 48-743 (231 amino acids)
Molecular function (GO): protein binding
Source: RefSeq, a predicted model, not a curated record